AUGUCGAAGGCAACAACAAUCAAGGAAGCGCUGAAACGUUGGGAAGAUCGGGAGCAACAAAAUUCGCUGAAUGCUAAAAAUAUUGAUUUGCAGUUUCAAUGGCCACCUAUCGAGAAAAUGGAUAAUACGUUGGGAACUCUUGUGAACUGCGAAAGAAUCAGCAUGUCCACAAAUAUGAUUGAGAAAAUCUUUGGUCUGUCAGGCAUGAAAUGCUUGAAGGUUUUAUCGCUGUCUCGGAAUUAUAUCAAGCAAAUAUCGGGAUUGGAAGCUGUGGCAGAAACACUGGAAGAACUCUGGCUUAGCUACAACCUUAUAGAAAAACUGAAGGGUUUGAGUGCACUAAAGUGCCUGAAGGUGCUUUACAUCAGUAAUAAUUUAAUCAAGGAAUGGUCGGAGUUUAAUCGACUGGCCGAAAUAGAAUCUCUGGAAGAUCUAGUGGUUGUUGGCAAUCCCCUGUCGGAGGGCCUAGACGAGCCCACUUGGCGAGCUGAGUGUAUCAAACGCCUGCCAACUAUACGAAAACUAGACGGCGAGCCCGUUGUGCUCAAAGAGGAGCCAAUACUAUAAAUAGCUUAAACUAACUAAGUAUAAUAAACUAUGAAAAUAUCUAAUAAUAUAUGAUGA
Messenger RNA from Drosophila hydei, 624 nucleotides. It is a transcript of the gene ODA-Dnal1, whose product is annotated as dynein light chain 1, axonemal. Gene Ontology annotation, cellular component: cytoplasm. Gene Ontology annotation, molecular function: protein kinase binding. The record is from RefSeq and is a predicted model, not a curated record. Bases 1 to 567 code for a protein of 188 amino acids. Lineage: Eukaryota; Metazoa; Arthropoda; Insecta; Diptera; Drosophilidae. The transcript is spliced from 3 exons.